AUGACGCUAACAUAUCUCUAUAGGGAUAACUCCUAUGUUGCCCUUAAGAUCCUUAGUGGUUAUUAUACAGACCUCGUCGAACGGGGUCGCGUUUGGGAACUCGAAGCUCUCGAGAAGGUAUCAUCGCCCCCGCCGAGUCCACAUUGCCUUCAGCUUAUGUCGCACUUCACCUUCCCUGGCAAAGGCAGCGCAGGACAGCACCUCUGCCUAGUCACCAAGGUUCUCGGUGGAGACGUAAAAUCGCUGUUCAUAAAGCACGGACACUUUCCUUUUCCUCUCGCUAAACGCAUCAUCCUACAUUUGCUUCAUGGAAUCGCCCACGCACACAGUCGCGGUGUCGUCCACACUGAUCUGAAGCACGACAACGUUUUUUUCGAUAUUCCGAUGUCCACCAGCGACUUCGACGAACUACUUACGUCCGACCCGCCCCGUCGACAUGAUCCCGAACUCUCUUACGAAGGGUUAGUAACGGUCGCGGUGUCUCAGCCGCUUCCGAUCCCCACUCUGCAGGAGGCCAUGCAGCGAACUUUCUUAGUGGCCGACUUUGGCAGUGCGCAGCCCGUCGAUGUCCAUGACCAAGAAGAAAUUUCUCCUAUAGCGCUUCGUGCUCCGGAAAUAAUCAUCGGAGGCCCGUGGAACGAAAAGGUGGAUAUAUGGUCGUUCGGAUGCUUGGUCUUUGAACUCAUCACCGGCCAUGCCCUCUUCAAAUAUGAUUUGCUCCCUAAAUUCGACUUUGACGGGUUUACCUACAUCCUCUAUCAGAUGAUAUGCUUCACAGGCGAAGACUUUGGAGCGCAACAGCUCACCGUCAGUCCAUUGGCUGACAAAUAUUUCGAUUCAACUUGUAAUCUCAGAGCCAACCAUCCACUCGUUGAUUAUCCUUUCGAGAUAUCCAUCAGGAGGCGCAAAGUUAUAGAAGAAGCGGAUGUUCUUUCCACCGCUGCUUUCAUGCGCAGAUGUUUACGUCUAGAUCCUGCACAGCGAGCCAGCGCCGCCGAGUUGCUUUCCGAUCCGUGGCUCAAUGGGGUUGAGUAG
Messenger RNA from Desarmillaria tabescens, 1035 nucleotides. RefSeq names its product kinase-like protein. Gene Ontology annotation, molecular function: ATP binding; protein kinase activity. Gene Ontology annotation, biological process: protein phosphorylation. The record is from RefSeq and is a predicted model, not a curated record. Bases 1 to 1035 code for a protein of 344 amino acids. NCBI's taxonomy places the organism in Eukaryota, Fungi, Basidiomycota, Agaricomycetes, Agaricales, Physalacriaceae. The transcript has 4 exons.